UACCUACAUGCAUAUGAAGAAUAUGUAUUAUCAUUAUUACGGUUAUAAUUAUCAGUAACAGAUGCGGCUGGAGGGCAGAGCAGGAGUCCCACUUUGUGACGGUAGCUUGUCUGCAGAUUGACAGCAGCAGCUCGGCGGACACAGCUAGCAGCAGCUGCUCAGUUCUAGUGGAUGAGCGCCGUGAUGAUCGCCCUGGUGCUUAAAUAUGGAGUAUUUGCAGGGAGCGAACAGCCAGAAACACGUACGCACACGUGACAAGAAGACAGUGCUGUAGCUGCGCAAAUUACAAAACCAUAUAACCCCGCGGUUAUUUAUGGCUUCUGGCUCGGGGGGUGAUGAAGGGAACACGACGGGCGCAUCGUGGAGACUUGUAGGCCCGGCCUCUGAGCUUUCCAAGAAGCCCUGCCGUCUAAUGUACUCACCUCUCGACCGCGACAGUGAUGUCUGCCUCUUUUAUGUCAAGGGGCAGUUUUUUGCCAUGGAUGCCCGCUGUUCCCACUCCGGAGGUCCUCUGUGUGAGGGGGACAUCGAAGAGGCUGAUGGAGUCCUGCAAGUCUUCUGCCCCUGGCAUGACUAUGGUUAUGAUCUCAAAACUGGGAAGUCUGGGACAUCACUAGAGCAACAAGUUUAUGAAGUAAAGCUGGUGGAUGGCGACGUGUACGUGAAGCACGCAAGUCAUCUCUCCCUCAAGCCUUUUCCAGCAAAUCAGAAAACCUGAGUUAUUUCAGUCCAGCUGGUUCAUCCUAUUUUUAAGACUUUUUCCACAAGCACAAGUCAUCCGAAAACAUUCCAGAGCAUUCUGUCUUGUUCUCAGAGCUGCUUCUACUUUGCUGUGAGCUUAGGACUAAGGAGACAGGAGACUGAUGAGGACAUAACAUCAUGAAGUUAUUUUUCUUUUUGGUAUACCAUAAAGAGUUCAACACAACCUAUGAAGAUGGCGAGUUGUGAACUCACUGUUUUUUCUAUGAAACACGAGAUAGCAGCACAUACAGUUCUUUGCAAAAGUAUUCAUACAGUUUGACCCAAUUUUGCCAUGUUACCUUACAAACAUCAUGCAUUUUAUUCAGAUUUUAUCUGAUAGACCAAUAAGAAAGGAUUGUGAAGUGUAAGAAAAAAGACACAUUGUUUUUAAUAUAAUUUUGUUUUACAAAUGAAAGUCUAAAAAGUCUGUUGUGCAUCAAGUUCCACCAGCUGCCUUCAGAAGUGCUUGAUUAGCAAAUACUUGUUCGUAGUUCUCACUACAAAAUUAAAUCUCACUACAUAUACAUCUGUUCUUUGAAGGCCUCAUAGCUGCAAUUACAAACGGACCAAGUCUUGGCAUUCCACCUAAACUAAUGUACUAGGCAAGGGGAGCAUCAAUCAGAGAAGCAGCAAAAGGGCCCAUUGUAACUCUGGAGGAGCUGCAGAGAUCCACAGCUUGGGUGGGUGAAUCUAAAUUUGACCUUUAAAUAUGAAUAGUAAGAAAAUGCCACUGUUGAAAGAAAGCCAUAAGUCAUGUUAGUAGUGUACAAGUCAUGCAGGGGACAUGGCAAACAUGUGAAAGACGGUACUGUAGUCAAAUGAGACAAAAGAUUCCUGAACAUAUCCACACUGUAAAAAUAUGGUGGCAGAUGCAUCAUGCUGUGGGGAUGCUUUUUUUUAAACAGGAUAGGAAGGCUUCUCAGACAUAACUGAAACAUGGAUGGAGAUUAAUUAUAUUAAUGUAUUGGUAAGACCCAGUCAUAGUCCAGACCUAAUUCUAAAUUAGAAUACGUGGCAAGGUUUGAAAAUAUACUGCUCACAGUCACUGUAUUUUAUCUGAGUGAGCUUGAGCUAUUUUGCAAUGAAUGGUCAAACAUAUUAGUUUGUUGAUGUGUAAAAGCUGUUAGAGACAGCUAUUUCUUUUUGAAAAAGAAAAACAUAAAUUUCUUUAAUCAUUCAAGUCUUAUAAAAAAGCAAGUUUUCUAAAACAGCAGCAGUUGUAGAAAGUAUUGUUUUCUGUUUAAAUGCUCUUUGAAUUGACAAUUGAAAAUGUGUUAUAGGAGUUCAGCAUUGACAUCAAUACAGUCUCUAGUGAAUCCUUUUUGUUUUCCAUUUGUCAGAUUUAAUAAAGGUUUUUGCAAUCUUUGCUAA
Molecule: messenger RNA, 2112 nt
Organism: Girardinichthys multiradiatus
Lineage: Eukaryota; Metazoa; Chordata; Actinopteri; Cyprinodontiformes; Goodeidae
Exons: 3
Coding region: 314-718 (134 amino acids)
Molecular function (GO): 2 iron, 2 sulfur cluster binding
Source: RefSeq, a predicted model, not a curated record